AUGGAGUCAAUAAGAGUGAGGAAAUCAAGGCGAAAAUUGGAUGGUGGUCUGCCAAGUCUUCACUUGCGGCUUGUGUUCCGGCUGUCAGCUAUGUUUGGUCUGUCUCCGCUGGUGUUCGAGUACGGCAAGUCCAGGUUUUCGUACACCAGAGGUCUCUACUCCAUCUUUAUUUCAUGCGUUAUUUUAUGGUUCGGAUAUUUGAACUUCUACUUCGUAUUAAACUUGUUUAACGAUAAUUCGUUAACGAUCAUAGCUUUGAUAAACAUACCGGUUUAUCUUUCGUUACCAAUUUCAUCAGUGCUUGAUGCAUUCAGCAUUGCGUCAGAAUACGGGUACAUUUUUCAAGAGCUAAAAAUGAUCGACGGAGAACUCUCCGCCAUUGGUGUUCUUAAAGUCCUUCGCCCCGAUUGGUCGGCCAGACUUUUUCAGAUUUCAUCGUUAUCUGCACAUUAUAUAUUGGUGAUAAUAAUGCGCCCUGAUUUGUCUGCCAUGUUCCAUUUCAUAGGAAUCGCAAGUUACACCCUCAUGUGCUCUCAGAUCAUAGCUAUUGGAUGCCACAUCCUCAGCCGCUACGAUCUGGUCGUGAACACCCUCUCCCAGCUGAAGAGCACACAACACAGCAUUAAUAAUAAAGUAGAAACCCUUCUAGCAGUUAACCAUCAGCUAUCUAAAGUUUCGCAGCAGUUCGAUUUCCUCCUCUACCAGCUCAUGAUUAGCGAUGAGGACUUUGGAUUACUUGACAACCCUAAGUUAAAACUGCACAUCGCCAUGAAAAAUAAUGUAAGCAUCACAGCAUGUGAGUUCUUCACGUUGGACUUCUCUCUGGUCCUAGCGGUGAGGAACUUA
Nezara viridula (southern green stink bug) is the source of this 846-nucleotide messenger RNA. The record is from the annotation of a GenBank genome assembly. Lineage: Eukaryota; Metazoa; Arthropoda; Insecta; Hemiptera; Pentatomidae.